AACAAUGCGACCAAGUUCCCGCAUAUUCCUGUCAAUACUCCCGGCCGCCGCGUCGUUGCUCCCGCUGGUCGCCGCAGCAGGCACCUGGCCCGGCUGGAGCGGUCUGAAGCACAUGAUAGUCUUCGGCGACUCCUUCACGCGUAUCGGCUACGUCCCGGGCAGCUCUCCCGCGCCCUCAUCCAGCAACCCACUCGGCGUCCCCGCGCCCGGCCGGCCCUCCUCCAACGGCCCCAACUGGCUCGCGUACCUCACACGCACCUACAACGCGCAGCACACAGUACUCACACACGACCUCGCCGCAGGCGGAGCGACCGUAUCGCGCAACCUGGUCGCCGGGCCGGCGACGGCAAAGAUGCUGAACGAGCAGUUGGCGGAGUGGUUACCGCUCGUAAAAGGGUGGACUGGGAAUGAAACGCUGGUGGCAGUGUGGAUCGGGAUCAAUGAUGUCCGCCUUGGAUGGCAAUCGGAUGUGCAGGUGGAGAGCGUUGUCGGGGAGUAUUUUGUGCAGUUGCAACGGAUGUACGCCUCCGGCGCACGCAACUUCCUCCUGCUCGACGUGCCGGACAUGACGCGUUCGCCGGAGUCGCAGGCACUGAACGGUAGCGAGCGCGCAGCGCUCGGUGUGUACAAUACCGCGUACAACUCCCUUCUAUCGCAGGGGGCGCGGGAGUUCGAGGCCGCGAACGACGUCGUGGUUUUCACGUUCGGGAUGGGGGAGGUCGCGGAUGAUGUCCUCGAUCGCUACACCGAGUUUGGGAUCAGUAAUACGCAUGAGUUCUGUGCGGCGUAUGAGAACAGGCAGUAUAAUGGGAACGGGGAUUGGGAGACGUUCGUGGAUGCGAAUUGUACUGCUGCGGUUGGGAAGUACUACUGGCUCGAUAAGACCCAUCCGACGAGUACUGUGCAUAGGGAGUGGGGGAGGAGGCUGGCGGGGUUUUUGCAGGCGAAGGCGCCGCAGUGAGGGACGGAGGGGAGUGGGGCGAGUGCGCAAAUAGAUUAAUAGCGGGAACGAUCAUGGGAUAUAAUUCGUCGAGUCCUGCUGCAUGACUG
Messenger RNA from Tricharina praecox, 1050 nucleotides. RefSeq lists its product as uncharacterized. The coding region runs from base 5 to 961 and encodes 318 amino acids. The record is from RefSeq and is a predicted model, not a curated record. Gene Ontology annotation, molecular function: hydrolase activity, acting on ester bonds. The transcript has 3 exons. NCBI's taxonomy places the organism in Eukaryota, Fungi, Ascomycota, Pezizomycetes, Pezizales, Pyronemataceae.